UGUUUAUUUUACAUUUAAACGAAUCAACAAACAGAACAGACAUUUAAAUUCUCCCGUUUCACCAGAAGACACCUCAAUCUACUGGAGCCUCGCCCUCCAGCCUCGAAGAAGAAAGUUCACGGUAACCAGGCAACGGACAGAAGCGACAGGACCGCAAACACACGAAAUUAUUUUACUGUCUUAAAAAAUCACGCAAGAAAAAAACCACAUCAUGUCCUGUGCUGCCGAAGACCCCCCCGAGCCCAGGUCCAUGAGCAGAGCCAGGCAGUGGACAGCAGAGGUGGAGAACCUGUUCCGAUUCCAGCUGGCAGGCUACAGGGAUGAAGUGGAGUAUUCACAAGUCAAACUAGGAGCUUCGGUGGACAAAUGGCCGCAGUCCGGCUUCGUGAAGAAGCUCCAGCGUCGAGACGACACGUUUUAUUAUUACGACAAGAAACGUGAAUGUCAAGACCGAGAAGUCCACAAAGUCAAAGUCUUCACAUAUUAG
This is a messenger RNA of Pleuronectes platessa (European plaice), 487 nucleotides long. RefSeq names its product meiosis/spermiogenesis associated 1 (gene meig1). Gene Ontology annotation, cellular component: nucleus. The coding region runs from base 212 to 487 and encodes 91 amino acids. The transcript has 3 exons. The record is from RefSeq and is a predicted model, not a curated record. Lineage: Eukaryota; Metazoa; Chordata; Actinopteri; Pleuronectiformes; Pleuronectidae.